UUGUCUGCAUUUCUACUGACGGUUCUAUAGGUACGGGCGCACAUGAACAACCCAGUUGCAUGGCAGCUCUGGGACACCGAAGCCAUCGAGUUGGCUAAGCACCACAACCGGUUGAUCUUUCUAAGCAUCGGGUAUUCGGCAUGUCACUGUAAGCCGGCCUCUUGCUUCCGUGCUCGAACUCACUGGCCCUCAGAGCGAUUAACUUUCAAUAGGGUGCCACGUAAUGGAAAAAGAGUCCUUCAUGUCACAUGAGGUGGCUUCGGUACUGAAUGAGUCGUUCAUUCCGAUUAAGGUGGAUCGAGAGGAGAGACCUGAUGUUGACGAUGUGUACAUGAACUAUGUUCAGGCAACAACCGGCUCAGGAGGCUGGCCCUUGAAUGUUUUUCUCACUCCAGAUCUGGAGCCUGUUUUUGGCGGAACUUACUGGCCGGGUCCCAACUCCUCGACUCUGACUGGAAAUGAGACAAUUGGAUUCGUCGAAAUUCUUGAGAAGCUCCGCGAUGUGUGGCAGACGCAACAGCAGAGGUGCUUGGAGAGUGCUAAGGAGAUCACCAAACAGCUCCGAGAAUUCGCAGAAGAAGGCACACAUUCCUACCAAGGGGAUCGACAAGCGGACGAGGACCUGGACAUUGAACUGUUGGAGGAGGCCUAUCAGCAUUUUGCUUCCCGAUACGAUCCUGUACAUGGCGGCUUUUCCGCGGCACCCAAAUUCCCAACGCCGUCCAACCUGGCUUUCUUGUUACGUCUUGGUAUUUAUCCAACUGCAGUCUCGGAUAUUGUCGGAAAGGCCGAAUGCGAGCAGGCGACCGCCAUGGCAGUCAAUACACUAAUCAGCAUGGCCCGUGGAGGUAUUCGAGAUCAUAUUGGACAUGGUUUCGCGCGGUACAGUGUCACUGCCGACUGGGGAUUGCCUCAUUUUGAAAAGAUGCUAUACGACCAAGCGCAGCUGUUGGAUGCAUUCGUAGAUGCAUUCAAGCUCACUCAUAAUCCGGAAUUAUUGGGGGCUGUAUUUGACUUGGUCACCUAUCUUACAUCUGCCCCUAUUCAGUCACCUGCAGGUGCUUUUCACUCAUCUGAAGACGCGGACAGUCUUCCAACACCGAAUGAUACCGAGAAGCGCGAGGGUGCAUUCUAUGUGUGGACGUUGAAGGAGCUGACCCAAGUACUGGGUCAGCGCGAUGCUGGGGUCUGUGCUCGACACUGGGGAGUUUUGCCCGAUGGCAACAUUCCGCCAGAGAAUGACCCGCAUGAUGAAUUUAUGAAUCAAAACGUGCUAUCAGUUAAGGUGACACCUAGCAAAUUAGCCAAGGAAUUCGGUCUCGGUGAAGACGAGGUGGUCAGGAUCAUCAAGUCUGCGAAGCAGAAAUUGUGCGAGUACAGAGAGAAGACCCGUGUACGUCCUGAUCUGGACGACAAGAUCAUUGUUGCCUGGAACGGACUUGCCAUUGGUGCGCUCGCCAAGUGCAGUGCGCUGUUCGAGGAGAUUGAAAGCUCAAAGGCCGAGCAUUGUAGGCAAGCCGCGGCCAAGGCAAUCAACUUUAUAAAAGAGAACCUGUUCGACAAGUCGACGGGACAACUAUGGCGCAUCUAUCGCGACGGCGCUAAGGGAACUACCCCUGGCUUUGCCGAUGACUAUGCGUACUUGAUUAGUGGGCUAUUGGACAUGUACGAGGCGACUUUCGACGACAGCUAUUUGCAAUUCGCCGAACAACUGCAGAAGUACCUUAACGAGAAUUUCCUCGCAUACGUUGGCUCAACAUCAGCAGGUUAUUAUAGCACCCCCUCCACCAUGACACCAGGCACGCCAGGCCCUCUCCUACGAUUGAAGACAGGCACAGAGUCAGCUACACCAUCCAUCAACGGCGUCAUUGCGCGGAAUCUGCUGCGUCUCUCGAGUCUCUUUGAAGAGGAGGAAUAUCGGGUCCUUGCCCGACAAACCUGCCGCUCCUUCUCCGUGGAGAUCUUGCAACACCCGUUUCUAUACGUAGGACUCCUGGAUGCCAUCGUCGGACUAGAGACGGGCACGCGGAACAUCACCGGUGUAUUUAGCACAGCAACCAUGCCGCAGGGACCGAGCAGUACACUAGCAUCAGAGGGCGCCACCAGUCGAAUGGAAGAACCGAUUGCCGUCCGCGAUCUUAUAGUGAAGAAGCUCCGUGCCGAAGCCGGCCCCACGUUAUCAACCGCUACCACGACCGUCUCUCUUGUGGAUAACAGACCGUCCCAUGUGGGGGAUUUUGUAGGAAACCAAUCUUUCUGGCUACGGACGCGCAACCCACUGUACAAAGAAUUGCGGCCGUCCCAGCCCCCCAAGAACCAUCUGAUGGUCUGCGAGACGGGCCGAUGCAGAAUAGUCGAUCUCUGAUAUAUAGUUCAUUGAAAACAAGGACCAAGAAUCGUGUUCAAACGUC
Messenger RNA from Aspergillus saccharolyticus JOP 1030-1, 2411 nucleotides. RefSeq names its product thioredoxin domain-containing protein. The coding region runs from base 224 to 2365 and encodes 713 amino acids. NCBI's taxonomy places the organism in Eukaryota, Fungi, Ascomycota, Eurotiomycetes, Eurotiales, Aspergillaceae. The transcript is spliced from 2 exons. Gene Ontology annotation, biological process: carbohydrate metabolic process. The record is from RefSeq and is a predicted model, not a curated record.